GCUGAUCUUGUUGGAUUAAAAAUAUUGGCUAAAGCAGGUUAUGAUCCAAAGAUUGCUGUUGAGGUUUGGGAAAUGAUGGCAGCAUUAGAGGAAGAGAUUAAAGAGAUCGAAAACGAGGAAACUAAAGAUGGGACCGCAAAGAUUGAGUCAAGCGCUGUAAUUGCUGCUAGAAAAUCCGUGGCCACGGGAGAAGAAGAGGAAAAUCAAAAAGGUGUUGAAUUAGGUGCAUUUUUAGACUCACUGGUCAAUUCUUGGUUUGGUUCUACUCAUCCACCCAGUCUGGAGCGAAUAGAAUAUAUGCGUGAAAAUAUGGACGAAGCUAUUCUCUUGUAUAAUGAAGCUAUCAAAUUGAAUGGUUCUCCCAAA
Messenger RNA from Mucor mucedo, 366 nucleotides. RefSeq lists its product as uncharacterized. Gene Ontology annotation, cellular component: membrane. Gene Ontology annotation, molecular function: metalloendopeptidase activity. Lineage: Eukaryota; Fungi; Mucoromycota; Mucoromycetes; Mucorales; Mucoraceae. The transcript has a single exon. The record is from RefSeq and is a predicted model, not a curated record. The annotation marks the transcript as partial.